CGGGUCCUGGGGAGCACGGGUGAGCUCGGCUACGGGUGAGCUCGGCUAAGGGUGACGUUGGUGUGCGCCGGGGUGGGUGAGCGCUGGUGCAGAUGAGCGAAGCUGCGGGCGAGCGCGGUUGGUGAUGAGCGCUGAUGCGGGGCCCGGCGCGGUCAUGGCCGAAGAGGCGGCUACAUCGGAACAGGUCCCGGGCCCCGAGGGACCCCAGGAGGAGGAUGUUCCCGGAGAUGCCGCGGGGUCCUCCCCGCUGCCGUACCCCGGGUUGGCCCCCGUCGCCUUCUUCUGCAUGCGGCAGACGAGCGGCCCGCGCAGGUGGUGUCUCCGCCUCGUGUGCGACCCGUGGUUCGAGCGUGCCAGCAUGCUCGUGAUCCUGCUCAACUGCGCCACGCUCGGCAUGUUCCAGCCGUGCGCCGAGGGGCAGUGCCGCGCCCAGCGCUGCAGCGUGCUGCAGGCAUUCGAUGACUUCAUCUUCACGUUCUUCGCGGUGGAGAUGAUCCUCAAGAUGAUGGCGCUGGGGAUCUGGGGCCGCGCGGGGUAUCUGGGGGACACGUGGAACCGCCUCGACUUCUUCAUCGUGCUGGCGGGCAUGCUGGAGUACUCGCUGGACAUGGAGAGCGUCAGCCUCUCCGCUAUCCGCACGAUCCGCGUGCUGCGCCCACUGCGAGCGAUCAACCGCGUCCCCAGCAUGCGCAUCCUGGUGACGCUGCUGCUCGACACGCUGCCCAUGCUGGGAAACGUGCUGCUCCUCUGCUUCUUCGUCUUCUUCAUCUUCGGCAUCGUCGGGGUUCAGCUGUGGGCCGGCCUGCUGCGCAACCGCUGCUUCCUGCGCGAGGCGAACGCCACCCUGGACGUGGACGGCUCCUCGCUGCCGCUCUCGCCCGUGUUCCGCACCGAGGACGAGAGCGACCGGCCCUUCAUCUGCUCGCUGCCCCGCGACAACGGCGUGCGCAGCUGCCGCGACCUGCCGAGGUCGCGCCUCGCGGGGGGGCCCUGCGCCUCGGGGGCCGCCCUCGGGGGACGCGGUGGAGCGGCGGGGCGCCGCGCAACGGUUCGGGCCCCGCGGGCCCCUACAGCCCACACGGCCCACACGGCCCACACGGUCACUACAGCCCCUACAGUCCGCACGGAGGCCUUGGCGCGCAAGCCAUGGUGUCCAUUCCUGAGAACCAGAGCAGCGGCGGGGCGCGCCGUGUGCGUGGACUGGAGCCGCUACUACAGCGAGUGCCGCCCCGGGAAGAGGAAUCCGCACGGAGGCUCCGUGAACUUUGACAACAUCGGCUACGCGUGGAUCGCCAUCUUCCAGGUGAUCACGCUGGAGGGGUGGGUGGACAUCAUGUAUUACGUCAUGGACGCGCACUCCUUCUACAACUUCAUCUACUUCAUCCUCCUCAUCAUUGUCGGGUCGUUCUUCAUGAUCAACCUGUGCCUCGUGGUCAUCGCCACGCAGUUCUCCGAAACCAAGCAGCGUGAGAACCAGCUGAUGCACGAGCAGCGGGCGCGCCUCGGAUCGCGCGGUAGCUCCAUCGACAGCGCGGGGGGCGACCAGGAGCCGGGCAGCUGCUACCAGGAGCUGCUGCGCUACAGCGCGCGCGCCUGCCGGAGGCUGCGGCGGCGCGCGCUGCACCUGUGGGGCGCCUGCUCCUCCGCCUGCUCCUCCGCCCGCAACUCCGCCUCCUCGUCGCAGCCGCGCUCCGCCAUGCGCGGCUCCUGCCUGGAGCGCGGCGGCUGCCUCCACGUGGCCAAGCGGCGCCCGCGCUGCUCCUGCCGGCGGCACCGCUCGUCCUCCCUCCUCCGCCACCACUACCAGCAGCAGAGCCACCGCCGGCGGCACGUCAGCCACCACCACCACCAUCACCGCCACCACCACCACCAUCACCACAACCACCACCACCGGCGGGACGGCGGCGCGGCCCGGGGCACCCUCGCUGGCGGCGGCGGCAGCAGGAGGAGGAGAACGUGCAAGUCGGUCCACCGCCACAUGGUCCACCACCACCACCAUCACCACCACCACUAUCACAUCGGCAACGGCAGCGGCCAGCAGCAGCAGCAGCAGCAGUCGGCGGCGGCGGCGGCGCCCGGGAUCCCGCAGCUGGAGGCGGGAGAGGCGGGGGCACCCCUGGGUCCCGGGGGGUCGAGCGGGGCCCUGGUGGUGCGUGGGCGCGGGGGGCGAACCGCCUCCGUGCACAGCGUCUUCCACGCCGACUGCGUGCGCCUCGACUGCCCCCCCACGGGGGUCAAGCAGCCGCUGUCUCCCCCCACGCCACGUGUCACGCCCCCCAUCAGCUACCCGACCAUCAUCGCGUCGGGCCCCCCACGGAACGAGGAUGCGGCGAAAGCAAAGGCGGCGCCAGGGAGGGGGGGCUCCAUUGCUCCCUACAGGGGGCUGCGGCGCUUCUCACGCACCUACAGCAGUUCGCGCCGCGACUCGGGCCGCUCCUCCCGCGGGUCUCCCUCGCUGCUUCUGGAGCGGGAGCUGCAGCGCUGCCCGCACUGCCCGUCCGACAGCUCCGACUGCGAUUGCAGUGACAGCGAUAGUGGGAGUGACGCGGGGUCGGGGCUCGGGGCAGAGGGACCCCCGCACCCCCGGGACCCCCGGGACCCCCGGGACCCCCGGGACCUCCGGCGUCCGAGCGGCCGUCGGGACCAGGAUCGGCCCGAGGAGGGGCCACCUCGUCGGGUGGCCCGGCUCCCCGCGCGAGCGCGCAGAUGGGGGGCCGCAAGGCCCCGCUGGGCGCGCGCGUGGGGAACCGCGGGCCCUCGAUGGGCGCGCGUGAGCCGCUGGUUCCGCGCGAUCGUGGAGAGCAAGUAUUUCACCCGCGGCAUCAUGGUGGCCAUCCUCAUCAACAGCCUGAGCAUGGGCAUCGAAUACCACGAGCAGCCCGAGGAGCUCACUAAUCUGCUGGAGAUCAGCAACAUGGUGUUCACCAGCAUCUUUGCGCUGGAGAUGCUCAUCAAGCUGCUGGCGUCCGGGCUGCUGGGCUACAUCCGCAACCAGUACAACAUCUUUGACGGCAUCAUCGUCAUUAUUAGCGUGUGCGAGAUCGUGGGGCAGUCGGGUGGGGGGCUGUCGGUGCUGCGCACGUUCCGGCUGCUGCGCGUGCUCAAGCUGGUGCGCUUCAUGCCCGCGCUGCGGCGCCAGCUCGUGGUGCUCAUGAGAACCAUGGACAACGUGGCCACCUUCUGCAUGCUGCUCAUGCUCUUCAUCUUCAUAUUCAGCAUCCUCGGGAUGCAUCUCUUCGGCUGCAAGUUCAGCGUGAAGACGGAGAGUGGGGACACGGUCCCCGACCGCAAAAACUUCGACUCGCUCCUUUGGGCCAUCGUGACCGUCUUCCAGAUCCUGACGCAGGAGGACUGGAACGUGGUGCUCUACCACGGCAUGGCCUCCUCCUCACCCUGGGCCGCGCUCUACUUCAUCGCGCUCAUGACAUUCGGAAACUACGUCCUCUUCAACCUCCUCGUGGCCAUCCUGGUGGAGGGCUUUCAGGCCGAGGGAGACGCGAGUCGCUCCGACUCGGACGACGACGUGGGCGGCUCGGCGUUGGACGAGGAGGGGGACUCAGCUAAAGGGCUCCCAGUGUUGGCCUCAAAUGGUCACGCGGACCCCAAAGGGGUGGGGGGGCCGGCCCCCACGGACGCCGCCUCUUCUCCCGUUGGGGAGCCGUGGCACCACGUCGUCCUCGACGCUUCCGCGUGCAUUGUCGGCGAAGGAAUCUCGGGGGGCCCCGGGGUUCUCGUGGGGGCGGCUGUCCUCGUCGCAGGCCCGGGGCCCCGAGCAGCCCGCAGGUCGAGUGGGUCGCGAGGGGGGGCCGGGUCCCCCCGCCGCCAGGGGGAGCGCCGCUCGCUGCUCUCGCCGGACGACGGCGACGACCACGAGUUCAUCGACGCGCCGGGGGCGGCGAGCGGCGGGGACGAGGGCGCGGGGGCGAGGGAGGGGGCGAGGGAGGAGGCGCCCGCGGCGCCCGGAGCGGCGCCCGGAGCGGCGCCCCCCGUGGCGCCCCACGACGUCGCGGCGGUGCGCGUGGCCCUGCACCGGCCCGCACUGCCGCUGCCCCUGCUCAUGCCCGUGGCGCUGCACCUGUCUCUGCCCGACUGCAAUGGGAAGACACCCCCCCAUGGCUCGGCCAAACAUGCGCCGCCAGACCCCCUGGAUGAUAUUGACGAUCGCUGGUGGUUCCGGCUGGGCCGCCGCCUCCAGCGCCACCGGCCGCGCUGCUGCGUGGUGCGCGCGGAUUGGUCGCUCUACGUGUUCCACCCGCACAACCGGUUCCGCUGGGUGUGCCGCAAGAUCAUCGCGCACAAGGUGUUUGACCACGUGGUGCUGCUCUUCAUCUUCCUCAACUGCAUCACCAUCGCGCUGGAGCGGCCCGACAUCCCCAGCUACAGCGCCGAGCGCGUCUUCCUCACUGUCUCCAACUACAUCUUCACCGCCGCCUUCGUCACCGAGAUGGCUAUUAAGGUGACGGCGCUGGGCCUGGCGCUGGGGGAUGGCGCGUACCUGCGCAGCUCGUGGAACCUGCUGGACGGGCUCCUGGUCCUCGUCUCCGCCGUGGACAUUGUCGUGUCCCUCGCCUCGUCGGGAGGCGCGCGCAUCCUGGGUAUCCUGCGCGUGCUCCGGCUCCUGCGCACCCUGCGGCCCCUGCGAGUGAUCAGCCGCGCGCCGGGCCUGAAGCUCGUGGUGGAGACGCUGAUCACGUCAUUGAAGCCGAUUGGGAACAUCGUCCUCAUCUGCUGCGCCUUUUUCAUCAUCUUCGGCAUCCUGGGGGUACAGCUCUUCAAGGGGAAGUUCUACUUCUGCGAGGGGACGGACACCCGGAACAUCACGAGCCGUGCUGACUGCGCGCGUGCGCACUACCGUUGGGUGCGCCGCAAGUACAACUUUGACAACCUGGGGCAGGCGCUCAUGUCCCUGUUCGUGCUGGCCUCGAAGGACGGCUGGGUGAACAUCAUGUACGACGGCCUGGACGCCGUGGGUGAGAAUUUGCAGCCCGUGCGGAACCACAACCCGUGGAUGCUGCUCUACUUCAUCUCCUUCCUGCUGCUCGUCAGCUUCUUCGUGCUCAACAUGUUCGUGGGCGUCGUGGUGGAGAACUUCCACAAGUGCCGGCAGCACCAGGAGGCCGAGGAGACGCGGCUCCGCGAGGAGAAGCGACUCCGCCGGGCAGAGAAACGGAGGCGCAACGGAAAGGACGCGGGGGGGAGACGCGCUAAGCAGGGCGCUCACAAAAACCAUAAAGAAGCGCAGCAGAAGCCGUACUACGCUGACUACUCGCGCACUCGCAUGCUCGUUCACGGCGCGUGCACGUCCAGCUACCUGGACCUCUUCAUCACCGUGGUCAUCGGCCUCAACGUCGUCACCAUGGCCAUGGAGCACUACGACCAGCCCAGGUCGCUGGAGGAGGCGCUCAAGUACUGCAACUAUUUCUUCACGACGGUGUUCGUGCUGGAGGCGGCCUUCAAGCUCGUGGCGUUUGGCAUACGAAGAUACUUCAAGGACAGGUGGAACCAGCUGGAUCUCGGCAUCGUGCUGCUGUCCAUCAUGGGCAUUACGCUGGAGGAGAUCGAGAUGAAUGCAUCGCUGCCCAUCAACCCGACCAUCAUGCGCAUCAUGCGCGUACUGCGCAUCGCCCGCGUGCUCAAGCUCUUGAAGACAGCCACAGGGAUGCGCUCCCUCAUCGACACCGUGGUGCAGGCGCUGCCACAGGUGGGGAACCUUGGCCUCCUCUUCCUGUUGCUCUUCUUCAUCUACGCGGCCCUGGGGGUCGAGCUGUUUGGCCGCCUGAUCUGUGACGACGAGACCCCGUGCGAGGGCCUUACCCGUCACGCGACCUUCGAAAACUUCGGCAUGGCCUUCCUCACGCUGUUCCGCGUGUCCACGGGCGACAACUGGAAUGGCAUCAUGAAGGACACGCUGCGAGAGUGCGGGGCCGGGCUCCCCGCGGAGCCCCCGGGCUGCGUGGCGCACCUCCCGCUCAUCUCGCCCGUCUACUUCGUGACGUUCGUGCUCACGGCGCAGUUCGUGCUCGUGAACGUGGUGGUGGCCGUGCUCAUGAAGCACCUGGAGGAGAGCAACCAGGACGACGACGAUGACGAUGUGGAUGGAGACACCACGGAGGGCGAGGGGGGCCCCCUCGGGCCCGAAAGGGACCCGCGCAGGGAGGCCCCCUCCCCGACGCCGCGGGGAACGGGAAGCCGGUCCCCCCGGCGGCACAGCGCUGACACCGGGUGGUCCCAGUGGGGGCAGGGGGCCGAGGGGGAGCGCGUCUCCCUGGGCGGGUCCCCCUCGUGGCGGCCGGGGACCCGGCUGCGGUUCUCGUCGGACCUGUCGCUGGUGAUGGUGGACGCAGUGGAUGCCGAGUUGCUGCUCAUGGACAACCUGUCGGGCUCCGUGUGCCGCUCCUACGGCCUGAGCUCCACCCAGGGACCGCCCGGCUCCCCGAAGAUCCCAUUGGCCGAGAUGGAGGCGCUGUCCGUGACCUCCGACCUGUCGGAGCGAUCGUGGUCCCCGGAGCCGCAGCGCCGCCCGCUCGGCGCCGUCCCCUCCAUCGUCAUCGUCGUCGCCCCUCCGCGUCCUCGCCCCGCCCCCCCUGCCCCCUCGCCGCUGCUUCCCCGGGGGCCCGCACGGCGGCCUCUCGGCGUAAGCAUCGGCAGCCACCGGGGCCACGCGGUCGCCGCUGGUGUCGCGUUCUGCUCCGGUCGCAAGAAUCGGUUUGCGAUUCGCUACCGGUAA
Lethenteron reissneri (Far Eastern brook lamprey) is the source of this 6727-nucleotide messenger RNA. RefSeq names its product voltage-dependent T-type calcium channel subunit alpha-1I-like. Gene Ontology annotation, cellular component: voltage-gated calcium channel complex; plasma membrane; voltage-gated sodium channel complex. Gene Ontology annotation, biological process: calcium ion transmembrane transport; membrane depolarization during action potential; positive regulation of calcium ion-dependent exocytosis. The record is from RefSeq and is a predicted model, not a curated record. Gene Ontology annotation, molecular function: low voltage-gated calcium channel activity; voltage-gated sodium channel activity. Lineage: Eukaryota; Metazoa; Chordata; Hyperoartia; Petromyzontiformes; Petromyzontidae.